UUAUUUUGAAGGUUUCCUCAUUGAAAAAACAGGAAAGUCUCCGCACACUUCCAGUCAAAUGCAACAUUAUUUUAAUAGUAGUUGAGCUCAGCUACAAUUAAUCUGCAUAUGCAGUGUGAAUACCCGCAAGUACGGUUCUCUUCCUGCUUUCUCGUAUUUCGACGGUACAGCUGGUUAAUGCGAGUGUAUCAUGUUUAUGUUCGGUUGUGGUACUGUAUUUUUCCCAGGACUGUUCUUCAUAUCCAGGAAACUGCUUAAAUCAGCUUUCAAAAGUUGGAAUGAUGCAGAUGUGUUUGCGGUCAGCGAAAGGUUGCUGUCCUCUGUCCAUGCCACUCUGGCUACCAUUGUUGGCUUCAUAAUUGCGACUGCCUCCAGUGAUGUGAUGUCUGACAGGCACAGACUGACCAAUGAAUUUGUGUGGUUUGGCGCUCCUUACAUGGCCUUUGAUAUCUACGCUAUGUAUCUGAGUAACUACCACAGUGAAAAGGUCAAAGGGCACGAGGCGUACAGGAAGCACUCCCUCCUUACCAUCAAGCUGUUCCUCCUCCGGCAUCCCCUGCUGGUGGUCCAUCACAUGGUCCUCCUCACGGUCUUCAUGCCCAUCACUCUGUUCCUCAGGACAGGUCUAGGUGGAGACUUCUUCAUUGGCUGUUUCUUUAUGGCAGAAUUCAGCACUCCCUUUGUCUCAUUAGGAAAGGUUCUGAUCCAGUUGGGACUAGAGGACUCAUGGCUUCACAGAGUCAAUGGUGUGAUGGUUCUGCUGAGUUUCUUCACCUGCCGUAUCCUGCUCUUCCCCUACAUGUAUUGGGUGUAUGGUCAGCAGUACACCAUCCCCUUCCACAAAGUGCCUUUCCAUCUACAGCUCCACUGCAACUUAGCCAACCUAACCAUACUGGCACCUCAGAUCUACUGGUUUGUGCUGCUGUGUCGCAAGGCCUAUCGCCUCUACCUGCGUCAGACUAGGUCAAAGGGUCAACCUGCUCACAAAGAUGGCUCAAAAACAGAUUAGAGAUGCCAUCUAAUUCUGUGGUUAGCAACAUGUAAUGUCAAUUAUGCUUGCUUUGAUGCUUGUCUUCCAUGUCAUGAGUUAUUUCAAUCCUUGCCUCUGAAGGAACGGUUUGUGUGGAAUUUAGGACCUGCAACUGCCUAUGAAUACAAAACGACUGGUAUUUAUAAAAAUUCUCAGGGGUCAGACAUACUGUGUUAUAAUGUCUGUUCUAUUACUAUGUAGCUUGUGCAGGAAAUAUUUCGUGAUUUUGAAUUAUUCUUUCUACCUGAAAGAGUUUGACACUGGCUAAUCAGGAUAACUUUAUCCCCAAAUUAUUUUUCAGAGUUAACUAAAAUAUUUAAAUAUGUUGCACUAGAAAAUACAGAUUUGACAUAGACAAAUUAAAUAGAGGUGAAGCACUGAAAGACCAAGCUUUUUGGUCAAGUUGUAACCCUUUCUUGUGUUCUAGUGUGGAUGAUCAAAGUUUGUUUCAAUAUGUAAGUUUUGAUUUAAUAAACCAUUGAAAGACA
Coregonus clupeaformis (lake whitefish) is the source of this 1518-nucleotide messenger RNA. RefSeq names its product TLC domain-containing protein 3A. The coding region runs from base 191 to 1009 and encodes 272 amino acids. NCBI's taxonomy places the organism in Eukaryota, Metazoa, Chordata, Actinopteri, Salmoniformes, Salmonidae. Gene Ontology annotation, biological process: lipid homeostasis. Gene Ontology annotation, cellular component: endoplasmic reticulum; membrane. The transcript is spliced from 5 exons. The record is from RefSeq and is a predicted model, not a curated record.